UCAAAAAGUUAUAGUUGCGCGCGAUAAAAUAUUUAAAAGAAUACAAAAUAAUUACAAACAACGAAUUAUAGAAUUAUAUAAUGGACGUUUGCAAUAUCAUGUAUGAAAGAAAAGAACAAUCGAUUUUAUAUGCUUCAUUUCCGCAAAUAAAUGAUUUAUGUUGUGUAAUUUGUGAAAUUGAUUUUAUCGAAGUUCGUGAUUCAUCAGCAAAAUCAAAUUUUCACUGGCAAACAAUGAAAUGUCGAUUACUUAUUCAUUUAAUUUCUGAUAUUAUUGCUUCACCAGUAAUGGGCACAGAAAAAUUUAUAUUUGUUAUUGCGAAUAAAAAAUUUUUUGAAACUGGAAAGUUGUUAAAAAUUUUAAAAAAUUUUAAACUAGUGUAUCAAGGAUUACGAUCAGUUACAAUAGAAUUAUACAAAAUUUGUCUUAUAUAUACGAUACAGACUAAAAUAGCCCCUUUGUGGAAUAAAGUUGGUGAAUAUUUAGUUCAAGGAAAAGAUUUUUAUAACUUUAUACAAGGAACCAGAGCAUUGAAAUUAGAUAUACUUAUAGAAGAAAAGAAUAUAUCUAUAAAACUUCAUGCAGAAAUAAUUAAAAUUCCAUAUAUAAAACUUGAAGAUUAUUUUCCGUCAUCUGUUAUAUCUCAGUUUCUAGCAGAUCCUAAAGGAUAUAUUGAUUUAUCUCAGUAUAAUCCUCCAUUCGUAUAUGUAUUACCAAGCACAAAAAAAGGAAAAUUAUUAUCUGUAUCUAAAGAACUUCCAGCAAGAUGUGUUUUUAAAGAUUAUGAUCAAUUACGUAGACAUUGGAAAAAUAUGUAUGGAUAUUCUUUAUCUAAAAAUAAAAAUGAAAUUUUAUUUUAUGAAAUUAAAUUUUUGAUUCCUAAAUCUAAUAUUUUCAUAUAUCCUAAUAUGUGUAUAGCAAGUGGACCAUUAGAAAUUAUUCCAAAUAAAGAUAAAAAAUCUACAAUUACAUAUUUUUUAGCUGAUAUGCUUAUGAAAUUACCUACAGUUUGUGGUAAACAAUUACAAAUAUCUGAAUAUACUCCAUUUAUUCCAAAAUCUUUAAAUAUAAAUUUAUCAUCUAAUGUAUUAUUAAAAGAUAAAAAAUUGGGUACAUAUCUUAAAGAAAAGGAAAACAUUACUUCACAAUUUGAAUUUUCUAAUAAAUAUGCAGAUGGAUUAACAAAAAAUACAAAUGUUGCAACAUCUUUAACAACACAAUUAACUAAAAUCCAUCAAUUUAAUAAUGUACAAUUUCAUGAAAAUAUAAAAAUUGAUUCAAUUAACAAAAAUGCAAAAGAAAAUCAAAAUGAAAGCCAAUGUUUAAAUAGUACACAAAAUGUAAAAGAUAAUUAUAUUAAGAAUAAUGUUUUAAGAAAUUCAAAUGAUCAUUUUAUUCUAUCAAAGGAGAAUACAAUUUCAAGAUAUUUUAAAAUUCAAAAGACAAAUUCUUGUAAUGAUAUGGAUCAAGAUAUUACAGUAGAAGAAAUGGCAAAAAAAAAUCAGUUAGAUCAGAUGAAGAAUAGUGAUUUAAGUGACUGGUUAAAAAAACAUUCAAUUUCACAUAAUACUCAUGGGAAAAAAACUGAACUUAUUAAUAAAAUAUUAUCUCAUAUAAAAAACACUCAAAUAUUGCAACAAUAUCGUAUUUAA
This is a messenger RNA of Apis dorsata (giant honeybee), 1652 nucleotides long. RefSeq lists its product as uncharacterized. The transcript is spliced from 9 exons. Lineage: Eukaryota; Metazoa; Arthropoda; Insecta; Hymenoptera; Apidae. Bases 81 to 1652 code for a protein of 523 amino acids. The record is from RefSeq and is a predicted model, not a curated record.